This is a messenger RNA of Desarmillaria tabescens, 1035 nucleotides long. RefSeq lists its product as uncharacterized. The transcript has 3 exons. The record is from RefSeq and is a predicted model, not a curated record. The coding region runs from base 1 to 1035 and encodes 344 amino acids. Lineage: Eukaryota; Fungi; Basidiomycota; Agaricomycetes; Agaricales; Physalacriaceae.
AUGACAACCUACCUCCGCAGCCUCUUUGAAGGCAGCUUCAAUGCGAACAAGAGGAGACCCUCUUCAUUCCAUGAUUCUAAAUCACGUCGACGCUCUUGUUCAUGUGCCGGGAGCGAGACAUCCUCCACCGUUUUACCUGUUGGAUACGGCUCAGUGACAAAGAGAAAUUCUGUAUCCGGCACGCCCUGUCCUCCCCGGGAUCUUUCACAUGCGUCGCUGCCAACGCAGAAGAAACAUCCCCACCACCACCACCACCGUCAUCACGACUCAGCAGAGCGUCUAACUCUCAUUCACGAACAUGAUGCUAGUCAAACACCUUAUCCCAUAUACAUCCCCAUUGAAUCCUCCCAUCCCUCACGAGAAAGUUCAACAGAUUCAUCAACACCAACACCACCCUCUAAGCCCACUACCAGCGUCAUACACCCCGAACCUCGCCCCGCCUUGAAGAAGGAGAGAAGUACAUGGCAGGCAGGAUCACAUCCGCGGACACAGCACCACGUAUCUUUCGCUAAUCCGUACAUCCCUGACGUCCUCCACAUGCAUCCUCUCCUCGCUGCUAGCCGUCUCAACCGAGCGCCCAUAUCAUACGAUGUGACAUUCGCGCCAUCGUCGACAUCUAUCGUUGACCGUAGAACUCGGACAUCUAUACCUACUCAUACACUCUCCCAACCUGCCACCGACCCUGCGAAGUCUAACAAACUCGUGCUGAGAUGCGACAGGUUCCCUUGGCCGGUCAUCGUGUAUCCUUCUCAGCGCCCUGGAGCAAUAACUAACCUUGACCUGUUGGCCGCGGUGUACAGUACGCUCUCGGCACAGGUGACGCACGACGAGUGGGAUGCGCUAGGGCAUGGCACACACGCCCAACUGAAAGCGGCCAAGGCAUACGAGGUCCGAUGUGCGAAAGUUGGCGGAGGAUGGGACGAUGGUGUGAGAAGGAUUGACUGGCUGGGCGAGAAGACGUGCUUGGUCGGCGUUGAGGUGGAUAAAAGCGUUUCCGAGUGCGGUGUUGGGAAAUUGGUCUUUGCGAAGCCUUGA